Messenger RNA from Homo sapiens (human), 6235 nucleotides. RefSeq names its product sortilin related VPS10 domain containing receptor 2 (gene SORCS2). Gene Ontology annotation, cellular component: cytoplasmic vesicle membrane; plasma membrane; perikaryon. Lineage: Eukaryota; Metazoa; Chordata; Mammalia; Primates; Hominidae. The transcript is spliced from 28 exons. The record is from RefSeq and is a predicted model, not a curated record. The coding region runs from base 110 to 3631 and encodes 1173 amino acids. Gene Ontology annotation, biological process: long-term synaptic depression; intracellular protein transport.
CCUUUCUCUGCGCUCUCGCUCGCGCUCCCCAGCGCCCUCCUGCUCUCCCGGCCGCGGUCCCCUCGUCCGCGCCGCCCCGCCGCCGGCUCCGCUGCCGCCCCUGGCGACCAUGGCGCACCGGGGGCCCUCGCGCGCCUCGAAGGGCCCCGGCCCCACCGCCCGAGCCCCGAGCCCCGGGGCUCCGCCGCCGCCGCGCUCGCCGCGCUCGCGGCCGCUCCUGCUGCUGCUGCUGCUGCUGGGCGCCUGCGGGGCGGCGGGGCGCUCCCCUGAGCCCGGGCGCCUGGGUCCUCACGCCCAACUGACCCGGGUGCCGCGGAGCCCUCCCGCGGGGCGCGCGGAGCCCGGUGGCGGCGAGGACCGGCAGGCGCGCGGCACGGAGCCAGGCGCCCCGGGUCCGAGUCCCGGUCCCGCUCCUGGUCCCGGCGAGGACGGCGCCCCCGCCGCGGGCUACCGGCGCUGGGAGCGGGCGGCGCCGCUGGCCGGAGUGGCUUCGCGGGCGCAGGUCUCGCUCAUCAGCACGUCGUUCGUGCUCAAGGGGGACGCGACGCACAACCAGGCGAUGGUGCACUGGACGGGCGAGAACAGCAGCGUGAUCUUGAUCCUGACGAAGUACUACCACGCAGACAUGGGGAAGGUUCUGGAAAGUUCUCUGUGGCGGUCAUCAGAUUUCGGGACGUCCUACACCAAGCUCACCCUCCAGCCUGGUGUCACCACCGUCAUCGACAAUUUCUACAUCUGCCCGACCAACAAGAGGAAGGUCAUCCUUGUCAGCUCCUCACUCAGUGACCGGGACCAGAGCCUAUUCCUCAGCGCAGACGAAGGCGCCACCUUUCAGAAGCAGCCCAUUCCCUUCUUCGUGGAAACUCUGAUUUUCCACCCUAAGGAGGAGGACAAGGUCCUCGCCUACACAAAGGAGAGCAAGCUCUACGUGUCAUCUGACUUGGGGAAAAAGUGGACACUUCUGCAAGAGCGAGUGACCAAAGACCACGUGUUCUGGUCUGUGUCUGGGGUGGACGCUGACCCUGACUUGGUCCACGUGGAAGCCCAAGACCUCGGUGGAGAUUUUCGGUACGUCACCUGCGCAAUCCACAAUUGCUCCGAGAAGAUGCUGACAGCCCCAUUCGCAGGCCCCAUUGACCACGGGUCUCUGACCGUGCAGGACGAUUACAUCUUCUUUAAGGCAACAUCAGCAAACCAGACAAAAUACUACGUCUCUUAUCGUCGAAAUGAAUUUGUCCUGAUGAAGCUGCCGAAGUAUGCAUUGCCAAAGGAUCUGCAGAUCAUCAGCACGGACGAGAGUCAGGUGUUCGUGGCGGUGCAGGAGUGGUACCAGAUGGACACCUACAACCUGUACCAGUCGGACCCACGGGGCGUGCGCUACGCGCUGGUGCUGCAGGACGUGCGCAGCUCACGGCAGGCGGAGGAGAGCGUGCUCAUCGACAUCCUGGAGGUCAGAGGGGUGAAAGGAGUCUUCCUGGCAAACCAAAAAAUUGAUGGGAAAGUGAUGACGCUUAUAACCUACAACAAGGGCCGCGACUGGGAUUACCUGAGGCCACCCAGCAUGGACAUGAAUGGAAAACCAACCAACUGCAAGCCUCCAGACUGCCACCUGCACCUGCACCUGCGCUGGGCAGACAACCCCUACGUAUCAGGCACCGUGCACACCAAGGACACCGCCCCAGGCCUCAUCAUGGGUGCAGGUAACCUGGGCUCACAGCUGGUGGAAUAUAAAGAAGAAAUGUACAUCACGUCAGACUGUGGUCACACCUGGCGGCAGGUGUUUGAGGAAGAGCAUCACAUCCUGUACCUGGACCACGGCGGCGUGAUCGUGGCCAUCAAAGACACCUCCAUCCCUUUGAAGAUCCUCAAGUUCAGUGUGGACGAGGGCCUCACCUGGAGCACGCACAACUUCACCAGCACCUCGGUGUUUGUGGACGGGCUGCUGAGUGAGCCAGGGGACGAGACGCUGGUCAUGACGGUCUUUGGCCACAUCAGCUUCCGCUCCGAUUGGGAGCUGGUCAAGGUGGACUUCCGGCCCUCAUUCUCCAGGCAGUGCGGCGAGGAGGACUACAGCUCCUGGGAGCUCUCCAACCUGCAGGGCGACCGCUGUAUCAUGGGCCAGCAGAGAAGUUUCCGGAAAAGAAAGUCCACGUCCUGGUGCAUCAAGGGGAGGAGCUUCACGUCGGCGCUCACGUCCCGCGUGUGCGAGUGCCGGGACUCGGACUUCCUGUGCGACUACGGAUUUGAGCGCUCCUCCUCCUCAGAGUCCAGCACCAACAAGUGCUCUGCCAACUUCUGGUUUAACCCAUUGUCCCCGCCUGACGACUGUGCCCUGGGCCAGACCUACACCAGCAGCCUUGGGUACCGGAAAGUGGUGUCCAACGUGUGUGAGGGUGGGGUGGACAUGCAGCAGAGUCAGGUGCAGCUGCAGUGCCCCCUCACGCCGCCCCGGGGCCUGCAGGUCAGCAUUCAAGGCGAGGCGGUGGCCGUGCGGCCUGGAGAGGACGUCCUGUUUGUGGUGCGGCAGGAGCAGGGUGAUGUCCUGACUACCAAGUACCAGGUAGACCUUGGGGACGGCUUCAAGGCCAUGUACGUGAACCUUACACUGACCGGGGAGCCCAUCCGGCACCGCUACGAGAGCCCCGGCAUCUACCGCGUGUCCGUCAGGGCAGAGAACACGGCAGGCCACGAUGAGGCGGUGCUCUUUGUCCAGGUCAACUCCCCCCUGCAGGCCCUCUACCUGGAGGUGGUUCCUGUCAUUGGCCUCAACCAGGAGGUGAACCUCACAGCUGUGCUGCUUCCCUUGAACCCUAACCUCACCGUCUUCUACUGGUGGAUCGGCCACAGCCUGCAGCCCCUCCUUUCCCUGGAUAAUUCUGUGACAACGCGGUUUUCGGACACGGGCGACGUGCGUGUGACGGUGCAGGCCGCCUGUGGGAACUCGGUGCUGCAGGACUCCAGGGUCCUCCGUGUGCUGGAUCAAUUUCAAGUCAUGCCUCUGCAGUUUUCCAAGGAGCUGGAUGCCUACAACCCCAACACCCCUGAGUGGAGGGAAGACGUGGGCCUGGUGGUCACCCGGCUGCUCUCCAAGGAGACCAGCGUCCCUCAGGAGCUUCUGGUGACUGUGGUGAAGCCGGGGCUGCCCACUUUGGCCGAUCUGUACGUGCUCCUGCCCCCUCCCAGGCCCACAAGGAAGAGGAGCCUCUCGAGUGAUAAGAGGCUCGCCGCCAUCCAGCAGGUGCUGAACGCACAGAAGAUCAGCUUCCUCCUGCGAGGCGGAGUCCGGGUCCUGGUGGCCCUGCGGGACACAGGCACAGGUGCUGAGCAGCUGGGCGGCGGUGGCGGCUACUGGGCGGUAGUGGUGCUGUUUGUCAUCGGGCUCUUCGCAGCGGGAGCCUUCAUCCUCUACAAGUUCAAAAGCAGGAAACGGCCAGGCAGGACCGUGUACGCCCAAAUGCACAACGAGAAGGAGCAGGAGAUGACCAGCCCUGUGAGUCACAGUGAGGACGUCCAGGGCGCUGUCCAGGCGCCCACUGCCAGGAGGGGGCGGAGCCUCAGCCCCUCUCGCACCCCCUUGCUGCCGAUGCCGGGGGCGAUCCCCACGCAGGCAACCACUCAGGCGUGGUCCUGAGCAUCAACUCCCGAGAGAUGCACAGCUACCUGGUGAGCUGAUGCCACCCCAGCAUCUGUCUUUUCACCCACGGAGGGCACAGAACCACCAGCAAAGCCGGCGGCUGGACUGGCGCCCCUCAGAGACCUGCGGAAAGCCCCCUCCCUGAGUCGUCGCCACACCAGGCGACAGGCACCACCCCCUCUGAUAAAUCCAAGCCCGCCCAGGCCCACGGGGGGCCCACGGGACCCCCCGGGACUCCCCGGACAUGGCCCUGCCCCUAUGGGACACCAGGCCUGACUCAGGCAGGUUCUGCCCCCCAGACCCCACACACGGCCGCCCCACGUGCUGUCGCUCAGCCCGAGGCCUGACUUCUCUGGGCUGAGGCUGGUCGUCCUGGAGCCCUCCCAGUACCUCGGGCUGCAAGAGCUGCAGACCCGUUCAGACACUGCGUUGCGGGCUCCUUCCCCGCAGAGGCCGGGGCCUCCCUGACUUUGCUUCUUCACUCCCACCUGUGCGGCCACCCAGUCCCUCUGUGGGAGCCCGGGUGCCAGGCCCUCCCAACACCACACCACCCUCCAGGCCCCCCUGCCCUCCGGCUGGAAACUGCAGCUCUGUAAAUGCCUCUCUAGGUAGCUGCUGGCGGUGGUGGGGGUGUCUCACUCUCUGUCUUUAUAGCCGGCGGUAGCCACCGGGGUGGCUCUGUCAGAGUUCCGUACUCGGGAGCCCCUUUCCCUGAGUGCCCAGGGUGUCUCCUCUGCCCAGAGGGGCAGCAGCUCUCCCUGGUUCUCCCCAGGGCAGACGGGGUAGGGCGGGCUCAGGACCCAGUGCCCAUGGUUCCUCACUCCUACCAGCAAGCAGCACCAUCCCGCAGGCUUCUCCCACCUGAUGGCUGUUCUCCCACCGGGUCUGGGCUCUGGAAGGAGCCAGAUGCCCCCAGAAAGGUGGGUGGUGGAGACGGCACCAGAUGUACCAGUUUUCUGCAGUUCCUUAUAGGCGAAGGGAACCGGGUGGAAACCAAGCUGGGAGAGGCUGAGGAUGGCAGGGCUGGAAGGGCCAUCAGCGUGACCCUCAUUUUCAAGAAGGGGAAACUGAGGCCCAGGGAGGAGAGUAACUGAAGGUCACAGCACGGUCACAGCAGAGGUGGCCGAACCCAGCCCUCUGCGCGCCAGUGCUGUGCGGUCUCCACACCCUUACGGUUUCCUAGAAUCAGGGAUGUUAGUGUAAGUCUAUAGGAAUAUAGGGGGGUGGGGGGGUCACCUUUUGCCUUGAAAUGGGAAGUCAGUAGCCCCUUCCUCCUCCUCCCUCCUCCCCCUCCUCUCUGGCAGGGAUCUCAGAUGACCGUGGCCUCCCUCUCAGAGGGGGAGAACGCCAGAGCCCUGGCUGGUGAUGUGCUGGCUGGGGGUGAAUCCCAAUGAGGGUCCCUCUCAGAGCGGGAGAACGCCAGAGCCCUGGAUGGUGAUGCGCUGGCUGGGGGUGAAUCCCAAUGAGGGUCCCUCUCAGAAAGGGAGAACGCCAGAGCCCUGGCUGGUGACAUGCUGGCUGGGGGUGAAUCCGAAUGACAGUGCAGACGUUCUCCCAUCCACCAUGUCUGAGCUUGGGGGAAUUGCCUCAUUUCCCCUGGAAAAGAAACAUGGUCCAUUAGAGGGGAAAGCCCAGGGGUGAAUCUUCACGCCCCAAACAGUGCCCGGUGGGGAGGAGGCACCCGCUCCUUGUUGAGUAAAACCACCCAUGGAGACUGGAACCUCAUCUCCCUGGGUCGGGGGGUGUUCAAGGCCACAGGACAAGGGGAGCACCCUGGGCCACACAGGCGUGGAGGUGUCCCCACCCCUUCCACCUGUCCCCCAGACCCAAAGCUCUCUCCCCACCCUACCUGCCCACCUGGGGCUCCUGUGCCCCCUCCCCACUCCAGAGGCCACCCUACAAGUUGUCCUCAAGGUCAUCCUGGAGAUGGGAUCCAGGACGUGGGGCCAUGACUCUCUGGGACCUUGCCACAGCCCCCAUUCCCCUGCUUGCAGUCUGCAAGGACACCUUUGCAGGGAUUCUUGUCCUGCUGGCCACCCCACCCACACCUGUCCCUGGCCAGCAGGCCGCCUGCAAGCGUCAGGCACACAGGGACAGACAUGGCGAGCACAGUGCAGGCCCGGGGCCCACGGGCAACAUGGAACCCUGGGAACUGCCCUCCCCCUUAGCUCACAGUGCCUGCGGUAGCCACUCUAGGUCGUUGGCCUUCCUUGACCACUCCAUUUAAUUCUCUCUGCUGUUUGGGUUGGGUUUUUCCCCUUAGUUAUCUGUGGGUUUCCUGUAUUUUAUGUUAAUAUUUCUAUUAAGAACAUGUUGGGCAUGUGGACCCAAGCACCUGGGAAGGAGGUGGCAUCUGAGACAGCCUGAUACGUUCCCGUCUGUGCACCCAUGGAGAUCCAGGCGUGGGCCCGUGUCUGUCCCUGGUUGUAAAUUCGAGGGUCUGCAUAUCUGAUGUUCAGGUAGACCUGGGCGCCUGGGAACGAGGCCAUCAGCUGCCAUGCACAUAACAAAGAGACAAUGCAUUCCUUCUUAUUUUUCCUUUUUAAAAAUCGAUGAAUCAUUUGUGAUGCUUUUAACAAAGAUUAAAUGAAUUUGAUCAGC